This is a messenger RNA of Owenia fusiformis, 7414 nucleotides long. NCBI's taxonomy places the organism in Eukaryota, Metazoa, Annelida, Polychaeta, Sabellida, Oweniidae. The record is from the annotation of a GenBank genome assembly.
CUUACCGAAACGUCACGAAACUUUUAAGUCCAUGUUUAAAUAUGGAAGUUGAAUGUGUACAUGUAUUGGGAAUGUUAAAACCGAGUUUUCAACCAAUCUGGGAUUAAAUAUGUUCGAAAUGCAGAUUGAACUUAACUUUUCGUGUUAGUUGUGACAGAGACAUCUCGGAUAUGGAUGAAUAAAAGAUGCUAUGUCUGAACAAUGGAUAAGCUAACCUAGUUUACUGGAUUAACGCUGAAAAUAAGGAAAUGUACUAACUUAUCUAUUCAAGGGAACAUCCGAAUGCUAAACUGUGAUAUGCUGUGAAUGGGUCAACAAAUGAUCCGGUAUGGCAGACUCUAGAGAAAGAGUUGAAGAGGCGAUAGCUAACGAUAUACAACACAGUGACCCAGUUGAUGUAGAUGACAAAAUUCAAAGCAGAUUGACAAUGGACGACCCUCAGACCGCAAUCGAUGAGUCUGACGUUCCAGAGACACCUGAAUUAUCACGGAAGAUAGAAUACGAAGGGGAUAUAUCUUCCAGUGAAUGUGGAUCUAUAAGGGUUGUAAACAAAUCGCUUCCUCCAAGACGCCCUCUAAACUACGAAUCCGAUAGCUCCAGUGAUGGAGGGAGUAUGAGACUAAAGGGGCCAAAAACUCCUGAAAUGACUCGCAAAGUGGAAGAAUAUUUUGCAGCCGCUCUUGAGAUGCAUAAUUUAACUGACAGUGAAUAUGAAACCACCGGUGAUGGCGAUGAAGCAGUCACUCUAGGCAGAAAUGCGAUACAGGGGAUACUCAAUUCACGUAAUACUGAGAUAGCCUGCAGUGAAAUAGAUGGAUAUACAACAUUGACUGAGGAAGAAAGAAAACUAAUCAUGAAGACGAUGAUUGAAAAGCUUAAAGCCGAUAAGGAAGACGACACGAUGGUGAGUGAUGACGAACAAAAUCAUGAGGAAGAUAUCAGUGCAAUGGUUGAAAGUGAGGAAAUGACAGUGAAUUUAAAUGAAAAUGCUGACAACUUGCCUGAAUCGGAUCAAAAUCUUGCCACAACCUCUUCAGAUGACCUAUCAUCAAAUCCUUCUAACAAUGAUGCAGAAGUUAUAAACGAAUCAAAUAAGGAAUCAGCUUGUGAAGUUGAGGAAAUCAUUAUGGAUUUAUCAGCUCAACAAGUUAAUGUUAAUGAUACUGCUGGAGGAAACGCAGAGGCGAUUAUGAACAUUUCUGAGAGUUCAGACACUGAGUCGAUACCUCAGCCACAACAUGACUCUGGUGCCGAACUCUCAUCUAACGUAGAAGAGGAGAAUAAAGAAACACUGCCUGUCACUAGUGAGGUCGUUUAUGAAGUAUCUCAGAUUGUGGAAAACACAACUCUAGCUAGUGAUAUAACUGACACUGAUGAUAAGUUAAAUAGUAAGACGGGAACCCGAUCUGUAGAGAAAACGAAGGAAUCCAGUGAGACUAUGGAUACUAAAAUACAUAAAACAGAUGAUGAAAGGACAUUAAAUGGUGCUAGUAACACAGCUGAUGAAAAUACUCAAAAUAAAAUCCCCGAAACAGAUGCAACAAGUUCAAGUGAUGAUGAAUUCCAAGACACUGUUGAAGAUAUAUCCGAAGAAUCAAAUAAUACAAAAACUAGUACCAGUGUGAACAAUAUUCCAUCUGUUAAUGAUGAAACCACCAACGACAUCCAGACUAAUGCAAGCAAUAUUGUGAAUAGUGAUGAAGUAUCUGAUACAAUAGAUGAAAACAUUAAUGAUCCAGUUGAAGAGAUAGAACAGUUAGCCCGUGACCUAGACAAUAACAAUCUUAGUGACGAGGCAAAAGACACAGUAUCCGAAUCUAUACAAGUGAAAAAACAACCUUAUUAUAGUGUGUCAUAUGAUAAUAAACAAGAUGACACUGACCAAGAUCAGUUACCAGAAACAACAGACAUUCCUAUUGUUGAUGGAACGCUAAAAAGUGACGUAGUACAAAACGAUGCACCUACCUCUAAAGCUGAAACUAAAAGAAGCGUGAUAUUAACUGAUCAGUUAUCAGAAAGUAGCCAAAAAGAAAUGAACAAUAAUACCAAACGGUAUGAGGAUUCAGUUCUGUCUAAACUUGAUGCUAAGUCGUUGGAACAAUACAAAGAACUGGAAGAUAAAGAGGCCAACUGUGUGAAACAGUUGAAGGAUAUGUUAUGUAAAGGUGACACUGAUUUAAACUAUCAGGCGAAGAUACUUCAACGAAUAGGAGAUAUACAUCUAGAACGGGGCAGCUUGUUAAAAUCUCCAGAUUCGUUUAUCAACACUGCUGCCCUCUAUAACGCUGCAUUGGUUCGACACGGAGACGAAUACCAAGAGGAUAAAAUACGAACAGCAUUAGAAAACCUAGAGACAAUAUUCCUUACACAAUUUGCUCAACGAGAUUCAAACCUGUUGGAAUUUGACAUUGACUUUAGUAGCUUCCAUAUGAAAAUGUUACAGCUUAUACGAGAGCAUGCCCAAGUAGAAGUCAGGAGUAUUACACAACUAUGGGACUCUGAAGUAGAUAACGAUUUAGAAAGUAUAAGACAUCGUGAGAUCAUAAUUGCUGAGAAAAUCCGAGGUUUGUAUAGCCAGAUUACAAAAGAUAUGACCCAUUUUAUCAGACAGCUUAUUUUUGAAUGUUUCAAAACGCUUGGAAGCGCCCCUUGUAGGUAUGCAAUACUUGGUUGUGGUGACAUAGCUAGGAAUGAAAUGACGCCGUUCUCUGACUUUGAGUAUGGGAUCCUGUUGGAAGAAGACGGUAAUAUUGAAGAACACCGGGAAUUCUUCAGGAACCUCGCUAGAUUGUUCAACAUGAAGAUGAUGAGCCUUGGAGAGACUGUUAUACCAGUUCUGGGUAUAACCAGUUUGAACCGGUACGACCAGCACGAUAAUGACUGGUUCUAUGAUACGAUCACGCCAAAUGGUUUACGAGUCAGUGGCAACAUGCCAUGGGAGGGAAGAAAUCCUCUCGGAAUUCGUGGGGCGUCCGGUAGGCGGAGCUUUGAACUAAUCAAAACCCCCCGAGAGCUAGCAUUCCUGCAGACUCAGAAUAAUCUUAGACAGAACUUCGAGACGGCCAAAUCUUUGAGUACAGUGAGUCUGCUGGAAGGUGACGAGGCACUGUUCAGAGAAUAUGAAACCACCCUUGCAGAAUUCUUCACCCAGAUGUCAGGAAAAAAUAUUUCAUCUGAAGCAGUUGCAAGAGGACAAAAACUACUCUAUCACGAGGUCGAUCAGUACAACAUGAACCUGGAGUCCUCAACGUUCAGAACUACGGGUGAUCUAUUAGAGGUGAAGAAAGAAAUCUACACCUUACCAAGUAAUAUCUUGAACAGUCUGAAACACAUCCACAGGUUGGUUUCCAAGAACCCCUGGGACAUCAUAGAUGAGAUGUUACAAAAGAGGCUACUGAACGAUGAAGGAGCUCACAACCUGAAGCUAGCCACCAGUAUCUCGCUAUUUUUGAGGCUGAGGACAUAUGUGCACAAUGAAGAAAAGCGGGAAGUUGUUGACUACCAGGGUUCAGAGGAAAUUGAUAUUGCGUCAGUGUUGCUAGGGGAACGUCAGGAGAUAUUGAGGCGGUUCUACUUCACCAUGCAGCCGCUACUCACGACGUUAGCCUACAGCCGUGUCAGUAAUGAAAUCCCCCAGCUGAGACAUGGAAUUUUCUACGAUGACACCCACUAUAGCGCGGGGCUGGCCAACAGGAAAUUGUUCCAUUAUGACAAGGCUAUUGGUCAUCUUGAGAAUGGUCUUAGGAACUCUACAGAAGAGGACGCUGAACGCUACUUCCUGUUUCAUUCCUCAGCUGUGACGUAUGACCAGGUAGGGAGGCACAGAGAGGCUGUGGUCAACUAUGAACACGCUCUUGAGCUGAGACACAAAAUAGUUGGGAAACCAUUAGGGAAUCUACAGAUUGCUUCAACAUUAUGUAACCUUGGUUACGCGUUUAUCAGAUUGAGGAAGGCCCAGCAGGCGAUCACGUGCUUGGAGGAAUCCCAGGAGAUGAUACAACAGAUGAAGAGUCAUUUCCCAGAUGCCAAUGAAGCCUGUUUAUCGGUGGAUGCUCUAUCACUCAACAACCUAGGCCUGGCGUAUGAAAGUCUCAGGAACUUCCAACGUUCAAUGGAGUAUUAUGAGGACGCCUGUAGGAAGUACAAGGAUGCCUUCUUUUUCAACAGCAAUCUGGAUAUUGCUUCGAAUCUCGACAAUCUGGCUAGAAUAUAUGGGAAGCUUGAAUACUACAUCGAAAGUAUCCCGUUUCUGGAAAAAGCAUUGAAGAUCAGAAAGAGAGUAUUUGGCUAUGAUACUGCACGACCAGAGAUUGUGGAAUCCCUCAACAAUCUAGGAUGGACAUACCAGAAUCUCAACAACUUCCCCAAGGCAAUAGCUUACUACAUGCAGUCCCUGAUCCUCACAAGGCAGAUAUAUGGUACACAGAGUGCAAGUCCAGAACUUGCCCAGACCUUGCAUAAUCUGGGUAGAUCCUACCUCAGUAUUUCCAACUAUGAUCGCUCCCUUGUGUUCUUUGAAGAAGCAAGAGAUAUCUACAAGAAAAUCUACGGGAAUGAUCGGUCCAGUGCAGAAUUCGCUCACCUGCUUGGUAACUUAGGUGCAGCAUACAUUGGAAAAGGUAUGCACAAAAAAGCGAUGGAAUGCUUUGAGCAAAGCUUAGAGGCGGAUCUGAAGUUCUUCGGAGUUGACACCGCACAGCCGAACAUCUCACUGACGUUGAACAACUUGGGCAACCUUUACUUCAUCCUCAGCUUCUACGAGAACGCUCUGAAGUGCUACGAACAGUCGCUGUCGAUCAUCAGGAACGUCCACAGUAUGUCAGAGUGUCGCCCGGCCUCUUACUGUCUCACCCUCUGCCAAGUGGUCUGCGUUCUCCUCAGCAUGGAAAAACACCAACUAGCCAAACAAUACGGGGAAGAUCUGAAAGAGGAAGCGGCGCAUCUGCUCGACCACCAGAAAGCUAACCCUGAGCUCUGCAUGGCUUUAUCAAAUGUUGGCUACCUGCAUGUGUGUAUUAACGAGACCAAAGACGCCAUCUUGUAUUACCAACUAGCACACAAGUUGUAUGUGCAGGUUGAUAGCCAGGAUCCAUCCCAAAAACAUGACGAUGAUAUCAUGAGCUGUUUAGAUUGUUUGGGAGACUGCUUUAGGGUGAUUGGGGACACUGGAGGCGCCAUUGAGAAGUAUCAGGAGAGCCUAGACAUGAAGACAAAACUCUACGGUGAUGAACCUAAUCCAGAGGUAGCUGCAGUAAAUAGCAAUAUUGGAGACCUUCACAUGGGAAAUCACAACUUUGACAAAGCAAAGGCCUGUUUUGAGGAGACAUAUAAGGUCUGUAAGAAGCUUUAUGAAGGAAAGCCACAUCCAGAUGUAAGUUCCGCCUUGUCCAGUUUAGGGUUUGUUCACAUGAUGCAAGGGGUCAACGAGUCAGCCCUUGACUACUACCAACAGUCCAUAGACAUGAGUAAAUCAUACUACGGAGAAAAGAGCGCACAUCCCGAUAUAACAUCAUGUCUGGAUAGCAAGGGGAACGUAUACGAGACCCUAGGAGACAACGAUAAUGCAUUAGCAUGCUAUGCAGAAUCUCUGGAGCUAAAGCGAUAUAUGUACGCUGGAAGUUACUGUGCAGAUCUGGACUCAUCUCUGAAGGCACUCGCAAGGGUAUGUUGGGCCAUGCAGGAUUAUGGGAAAGCUUCGGCUUAUCAAAAUGAAAUUGUAAAACUCAAACAAGAAUCAGAAAUCCACGAUAAGACAGAAAUCCAAAAUGCAAUUGAUGGUCCACACGAUACGAUCGAGAUUGACACCAAGCAAAAACUCGAUGAUGAAUCGCACGCUGUUAAUGGCGAUACCGAUAUUGAUGAUAAAGAGGAAAAGAAUGGUGUAAAUGAAAAUGGCGAAGAUGAACCAUCUGAAUCACAGUGCUAGAUGAUUAUACACUAGAGAAGUGCAAUGUCCUAAAAUAAAAAUUGUUCGGAAUCAAAUAUUCCAACGGAAGUGAAAAGCAAGACAGAUAUAUAAUAUAUACAAAUAUAGUUUUGAAAUUAAGAAAUAUAUAAUCAUAAAUUGAUAACGCUCUGUGGACGAUACUUUCAGCCCAUUCUGUAUGUUGGCCCCGAAACAUCAGUUUUCGGAUCACCCUACAUAAAAUUGCAAAUCAUGAUUUAUGCCUAUGAUAGAGAUCUAAUUGAACGUGAAAUGUAAGUUACGAUAAGUUUAGAUCAAAUCAUAAAAUCGUUGCAAACCGCUCAUCUAUCAAUGUUUAAACGUUCAACGUGUGUUUAAAAUAGAAAAGUUCACCAACAUCGAAUGUAUAAUCGGAGUUCCAUUAAGGAUUAUGCAUAACAAUUUGACAAAUAUCCAAUGUCAGGUUUUUAAGAUUGUAGAUAAAAUGUAUUUAUAUAAUAUGUAAUAUAUACUAAGUAGACUAAAGAUAAUAUACUACUAGAUGAUAUGAUGGUGUGAGAUCCAAAAAGUGUUCGUUAUAUAAGGUGCAAUACGCGUUCGUUUUUUGGUUGAACGUUAUAUUCUACGAGGGCUGUACAAAAAUGACGAAUCAUAUUCAAAAUAAAAUUGUUGAUACCUCGCAGUAUACGAGUUGAAAUUUCUGAAGGGGUAACUUUGACAACUCUCCUAUCACGGGCGUGCCUAUAUCAAAGAUGUCAGUCCUCGCGAUCACUACCAUGAAGCCAUUACCGUUUUUCGUCAAUAAACUAUUGUAUAUAAAAGCGUUGAACACGUGUCGUGUAUAAAAAGCGUUGAACUUUGAAAAUACAAUUAUUUUUGGUCCACUUGUGUAAAAGUUACAUAAAUGAGACAGGUUAUCGCCUACAUGUUUGAAUCACAUCAUCUGUAAAUGGUGCUUAAACCGCAAAGAAGUGACAUAAGUAUAUCAGUAAAUCAAGUUGUAAAUAUUACCAUGUACAGAAUCUGAAAAAUACACCUGAACAAAUUUGAUGUUAGUCGAUGGAAGGUGUCCCUUACAUAAGACAGGGAAGAACGGUCGUGGUGCCAAUCACAAUGGUAUAGUAGCACGCUUGUCCACUCUGCUAUGAGAUGUAAUGGGGAUCAAGAUGUAUGGCAUUAUUGUAUAAGAUUACUAUAAAAUACGCUGACUGCAAAACUUGGCAACUGUUCCACGAUUUUCAUUAUCAGAUUAUUUCUAGCAGCAAGCACUCCUAAGGAGACAAGCAAAUAGGAAAAUAGAUGAAAAUAAUCUCAAAUAAGUCCACUCCUCACCCUCUACCAUUAAAUACAAUUGAAAAUGAAAGCCAUAUUGGGUGCAAGAUGAAAUAAUAGAGAAUGGAAUGCACCAAGUCUUGUACCCAAGUUUCUGGGGUGACGGGUGAGCAGAGGGGAUUUGGAAAUGCAAGAAUUUUGAUGUGUGAUCAUGAUGAGAUAAAUAUGUCUGAUUGA